This is a messenger RNA of Psylliodes chrysocephalus, 848 nucleotides long. The record is from the annotation of a GenBank genome assembly. Lineage: Eukaryota; Metazoa; Arthropoda; Insecta; Coleoptera; Chrysomelidae.
ACUGUCUAGUUCGUAGUUAUUUCUAUUUCUCAAACAAUAAUUAAAGCUGAUUACUAAUUAAUAUAAAUGAAUUAAUAAAUAAUAUUAUAUAUACGUGUAUUAUAGAUGUGGUAAUGUAAUAGUGUAGGAGGUAUACCUAUUUUGAACUUUCACAAUAACACCCUAUUAUAAUGGAGUCAGACAUAACGGAUAAAUUUAAUAAGUUAUCCAUUAAAAAGAAAAUCCAAAAUGGUAAUAUGUUGAUAGUAGAUGAUCCAACUAUAAUGAAAAUCAAUGUGGUUCAGACUGUUCUAAUGGGUAAUGGUCAAAAUUGUGAAUCUGUUAGUAAAGUUCUUUCUUAUCGAAAUAUACUUCCAACAUCAAGAGAAUUUAUGGAACUUGAAAAAGUAUUUUUAAAAGAAAAGCUGCUAAUAGAAUCCGCAAAAGCUGUAGUAAACCCUUAUAUCAAACAAUCAUUUGAAUUAAAAAGAAUAUGUCAUUAUAAUGACAUAACUCCUUUAUUACUGUAUCACGGAACCAAAGAAAAGUAUGUUGAUAGUAUUUGUACUUUUAAUUUCAAUUGGAGAUAUAGUGGAUUUGAAACAGGAUAUAAAUUUGGAAAAGGGGUAAAUUUCUCUGAUAAACCAACUUAUUCUUCCAUGUUCUGUGAUAAAAAAAAAUUAAAAGGAGUUAUUAUUGUGGCUGAUGUUCUUAUUAAAACCGUUGCACCAGGUAAUCCUAAUUUUGUAUUACCACCCAAAGGUGCUGAUACCACAAUUGGAAAAGGUACGAGGGUUAUUGUAAAAUUUAAUGACAAUGAAUUUUGUCCUAAAUAUGUUGUUCGAUUUGUUAAAAAGAAAGGAGGGUAG